CAAGUGAUUGAUAAUGGAACUAAGACUAUAAUGGCCUAGAAAGUAGUAUUCCUAUUACGAACGUUUUAUGUAACUGUCGUCUCAUUUCUUAGUGCAUGUAAUUUUAUAAUACAACUUCGAAAUGUUCCGUUCAAAGAAGGAAGUGGAUAAGCAUGUAGCAGAUAUUUUAAAUAAGAUAAACAAUGAAAAUGAAAGAAAUCUUAGAGGAUACAGCUUUGCCAGGUUAUACUACCAAAUUAAAGAUUAUGACAAAGCUAAAAGGUACUUGGCAGGGUUCCUCAGUGUUCGUGAAAAUCACGCAGCAGGUCACAAACUGAUGGGCCAGAUAUGUGAAUCUUGCAGUAACCUGGAGAGAGCACUACAGUCUUUUAAAAAAUCAUUAGAGUUGGAAGAAAACCAAAAGGAUGUUGUAUUAAAGAUCUGUGAACUUUACACAAAACUACCAGUUGAUCCUGAAACAGCUCGGUAUUGGGCUGACCGUGCAGAACGCCUUUUUCCUCACCAUGAAGUUGUGUUCUCUUUAAGAGAAUGUAUAGUCACAGCUGAAGGAGAGCCCAACAUGCAAGAAUUAGAAGAUUUGAUAGCUUCAGAACUGGCAGCACGUCCAAGAGAUGUAAACUUGAGAAUAAAAUUGUUGAAACUCUAUAUGGAUACAGAAAGAGUUCAAGAUGCAUACAGUCAUGCAACAAAGGUGGAAAGCAAAUGCCCCUUUCCAACAAAUGUGACUUGGUAUUACUUUCUAUCUGAUGUGUUUGAGACUUACCUGGGAGAGAUGGGUAACAGAGUAGACAUAGACUUUCAUAUCAACUAUCUUGCUGUUUUGGAGCAUUUGGUUGCCCUUACACUGGCUGAGCCCCAUAUCUUAGAUUGUAUCACCAUUGAAGACUGUAACAAUAGACAGUUGCACAGUGUCGGAGAUGUGGCUUCAGCUUUUGAUAUGUUUGAUCAGGAACUAGAUCGUGCAUGGAAGAUAUCGGGCCCUAGUGAUGGUUCUUGGAAUUAUGUUUUACAUCAUAUGAGUGGACAGCUUUAUUUCCAUUUAGGCACCUUACUCUUGAAACGAGCAAAAAAGGAACAGGGAAACUGGAAAGAAGCAUGUCGUACCAGUGCUGCUCUGUAUCUUACGGCAUACACUUUUAAACCAGGAAGCCUAGUUCAGCAAAUGUGGUUUAUGCAGCUGGGGAAUAAACAGAAAUUGUUCACAAGGUUUUAUCAGCAAGGUUUAAUGCGUCUAAGUGUAACAGGCCAUGUUUUGAUGGCAUUAUGUAAAGAUGAAAAGACUAAGUGGUUACAGAAGAUAAAGCAAGAAGUAUGUGUUAGUCAUGUCAGAGAGCGUAUAUUUCAGAGACUUUUUCCAAGUGUUACAUCCAGAAAAUCUGCUACUUCAUGUACAUCAUACUUUUUGAAAGACCAGGCAUUUCUGGAAAAUAGUCUUGAAUUUCCAACUUGGGAGGCACUGGAAGAAUAUGACAAAGUUGCAAGUAAACUCCAACCAGAAUUGUUACAUCAUCUCAUUUGGCUUGCUUUACAUUAUCAAAGUUAUGGAGAAGAUCAGCAGAAAAAAGAUCCCAAGUACAAGUUUGAGGUGUUUGAUGGACUGAAAUAUUCUAGCCCUACACUAAAUUCUGGAGCACCUGAAUCAUUAUCAUUGCUAGAUGUACAGGCUUUCCUUCAUGCCACUGUCUACACAGCCAACUUAGCACUUGAGCAACGUAGAGCACUGAUCCAUCACAAAGCAGCUGAUGCUCCUUUGUGUGUACCUUCUUAUAUUGCAGAUCCUCUGUGUACCAAUGAGCAAGCCAAUUGGUGGAAAGCAACAUAUAAACUGUAUGCUAAUAUUGCAAAAGAAAAGCUGGGAGAGUUAAGACGUACAUUACAAAGAGGGUUAGAAGUGAUUCGUGGAGUAGGAAAUCAUGGCAUGGAUGUGUCGCUUGUUGUACACCUAGCUCGCUUAUUUGCAGACCAGGCUUCAGAGCUACGGUCUAAUAUCACAAGUGAUGAUGCAAAUACAGAAAAAAUUCUAGACAUUGAAGCUCGUGCAUCUCAUUAUUGGACUGUAGCUUUAUCUAUGUUAGACAAGUUAGUAGUAAACCAGACUUUGAGAACACCUAAAGAUCGUUUGUUUCCAAGUUAUGGAAAUGAACCUUCCAGUGAAGAAGUCUCAGCUCUCCAGGAAGAAGGCAGGUUGUUCCUAGCCUGUAGAGCCAUGAAUGAUGGCCACUAUAAUGAAGCUGCUGAAGCAUUCAGCUCUCUGAAGUCAGCGUAUGCCUCAUUUUACUUAGCACAGUCAUUAAAGAAAUUAUCUGAACAAGAACUAGGAUGUUCAUCAAGACAAAAUGUCUCAAUCACAAUAUGGAACAACUACAUUUCUCUACUGAACCGUACUCGAGAUGCACUCUACUUAACAAUGGACCGAAUUCGUGGUGAUAGAUAUCAUUCAUUAAAUGCAGAGCUUGACAUAAUGCUUGAAGAAGUAGAGAAUAAGCUCAGUGCAGCUAACAGAAGCACACAUUCUGAAGAGAACCAGAAUGGAGAAGAAGAUGGAGCAUUGUCAGAAAGCUCUGACAGUCAGGAUAAGCAGCCACAAGAGAGCACUAAUAUAUCUAGACCAUGGCAAAGUACUCCUCAGAAAGUGAGAGGUAUAUUAAAGGAAAAGUCAGAAAGAAGCAACCUGAAUUUGAGUGCUGAGCAUAGAGAGUAUGUAAGACCCAGCCCAGAACGCCUUGAUGCUCAGAUUCGUGCCAUGGCUCGAACUCAGAAUGUAUUAAUUCAAACACUUCUAGACCAACAGCAGGAAGUGGUAAAAACUAACCAUGCGAUUGUGGAAGAGUUGAAAUUAAACAGAACAGUUAUUGAAGAAUUAAAGGAACAACUCAAAGGUCUUCAUUUGGUUGCCAAGUACUGGCCUAAGCGAAGGUUCUCCUCCAAGUCUAGUGCUGGCCAAGCAAAGGAAGGAGAAAGUGAAGAAGAAGAAGGAGAAAAAGAUCUUGAUGAGUAUGAAGAAAAUAACUAUCUCUCAUACUACCCAGAGUCUUUAGCUACUCAUGAUUUUAGAAACACUUUUGGUUAUGGACCACCAUCAAUGGUGACUGGCCCUUCUGGUGUUAACUAUUAUCAGCAUAGUCAAGACUUGUCAAUCAAUCAGUACCAUUAUCCACCUCCAGCAGGACCACCAUCCCUUCACACUCCAAAAUAUUUUCCACCUCCACUUGCUGCUUCAGGUCUUCCAUUUAGUGAAGGGCAACAGCUUCCACAGUUCUCCUUUCCUCCUCCUCCUCCUAAUGCAGCUUCCCUCAGUGCUGGGCUAAGUAGGGCACCUGUAUUUGGCUGUCUGGGACAUGAACCUGCUGCACCACUCCCUCCUGGACCUAUGGUGCCACCUCCUCCUGGUCCACCACCUAUGUUUAAUGUUGCUCAGCCUUUAAGGGAUGCACCACAUGCUUUCCAGAUACCAUUACCAUCAACUGUGACAGCAGUGGCUCAAUCCAUUACACUGUCAGGAGUCACUUUUACGCCUUCAGUUCUUUCUUCUACUUCAGAACUGUUCUCCUCUUCAACACCUUCACAACUUCAGAUGUUGCUAAACAAGCCUCCUGUACUCUCCACUCAGAUACCAGGUUCUCUAAGUAACAGUUUCAGAUUUGAUGAAAGAGAGCAGGCUGCAUCUGCUUUGUACAAACAGUCAAAAGUAAUCAGCUCACCAAUUUCUCCUGAUAAAGAUAAAAGCUUAGAAGGUGGCAGAGAAAGUGUUGGCUCAGAUGAAGGAGAUCACAGUUUUGGUGGAGACUUUAAACCUUUGAUUCCUCUCCCUGAUGAAGUUCCUGUUCAGACUGGAGAAGAGGAUGAAAAGGUACUAUUUGAGAACAGAGCAAAACUCUUUCGAUUUGUUGACAAAGAAUGGAAAGAGAGAGGAGUUGGAACAGUUAAGCUUUUACUUAAUGAGAUUUCAGGGAAAGUUCGUUUACUGAUGAGAAGAGACCAGAUUUUGAAAAUUUGUGCCAACCAUUAUAUUUUCCCUGAAAUGGAUCUGAAACUAAUGAAAGGGAGUGAUCGUGCAUGGGUUUGGUGUGCGCAAGAUUUUGCCGAUGAAGAAAUAAAGGCAGAACAGUUCUGUAUACGGUUCAAGAGUGUAGAAAUAGCUGAAGAUUUUAAGAAUGCUUUUGAGAAAUCAGUUGAAAUAGUUAAGAAUCAUACACAAAAAAAUCAAGAACCUGCAACAGAAAUAGCUAAGGAGCCAAAAAGUGUAAACUUUGUAGAAGAGAAAAAAAUAUUAAAAGAUAUAAAAUGUGUACCUGAAAAUGAAUUGUCUUCUGUUGGGUUUGGAGACAAGUUCAAACUUCAGCCUGGAAAUUGGAUCUGUGAUGUAUGUUUGGUGAAUAAUCCAGCAGAAAAAAACAAAUGUCAAGCUUGUGAUUCUCCCAAACCUGGAGCACAGUUGUCAAGUUCUGAAGAAAAAUCUUCUUCACUGUCUAAAUUUACUUUUGGCAUUACUCCUCAAUCAUCAGGAUCUGGGUUUGGAGCCUUGUUUGCAGAGAAACAGGGUAACAAACCUGAAGAAGCCUCCUUCCAUUUUGGAAUACCUGGAAGUGGUUUUUCCUCAAGUUCUAGAACCAAUGUAAGUGGAGAAAUAGUAAAAGGAGCUUUAGGAUUUCCUUUAGUAGAAAAUGUAACACAAGAUCAGGAAAUUCCAAAGGCUUCUGCAGAUACAUCAUCAUCUUCCCAGUUUGGCUCUGCUUCUUUCAUGUUAAAUCAGAUGGCUUCAAGGCAAAAAGAAGAUAACAAGCAGAGGAGUAAUGUGUUUGGUGGUUUUUCUUUCACCAAUACACCUGUCAUUCAGGAUAGUAAUCAGAUUCAAGAUCACCAAAUCAAACAAAUUGGAGUUAAAAGCAAGGAAAUACCUCAGAAGACAGAGGCACAAACUAAAAGCAGCCCCUUUGCUCAGUUUUCUUUUAAACUGGGCUCUGUUAAUCAACCAAGUUUUGAUUUUUUGGGGGAAAAGAAAGAAAGAAAUGUAACUAUAAAAGAAACAGAAGUAGAAGCAGAUGAUAACCACUUAUUUGGUUCUGACAAGGAAGUCAGCACAUUAACUUUUUCUGCUUUAUCCACCACUAAAUCUCCAGAAGAAAUUUUUGGUCAAGACAGUAAUUUUAAAGGCUUUCCUGGAAGCGGAGUGCCUGUCUUUGGUUCCCCAUCUACUAAGGAGAAAUCUAAUACUAGUGGAAGUGAAGUCCUGGAAGAAUACGAGCCAAAUGUAGAAUUCAAGCCAGUUAUUCCCUUACCUGAAUUAGUGGAACUUCAAACUGGUGAAGAACAGGAAGAAAAGUUGUUCUGUGAGCGUGCAAAACUCUUCCGGUAUGCACCUGAUGUGAAACAGUGGAAGGAAAGAGGGAUUGGUGAAUUAAAAAUCCUUCGUCAUCAGCACACAGGUAAAUGCCGAAUCUUAAUGCGUCGAGAACAGGUACUCAAAUUGUGUGCCAACCAUUACAUUGUUCCAGGAAUGACUCUGUCACCAUUGUCAUCUAGCGAUCGUGCAUGGGUUUGGUCAGCCAAAGAUUAUUCUGAAGGUGAGCUGAAACAAGAACAACUAGCUGUUAAAUUCAAAGCAUUUGACAUUGCCAAUGAAUUUCGUAGAGUUUUUGAAAAGUGCCAAACAGAAGCUCAGAAGUCAGAACAGUGUCCAGCAGGAAUAGCUAACUCAUCCAUGACAUCUUUCAUAAAAGCAUCUGACUCUAGUAAGGUUUUAGAACAUACAACUUCCAGUCAAUCCACUCAGCUCUCUUUAACAGAAAUGUUUAAACCAAAACCAGGAUCUUGGGAGUGUAAUGUUUGUUAUGUUCGUAACAAUGGAGAUGAUACAUCCUGUCAGGCUUGUGCAACAUUUCGUCCUGGGUUUGAUGGUACAUUAAAAGUUGCGAGUGAUAUUCCUAAAAACAGUGCACCUGGUUUCAAGUUCAGCUUUUCAGUUGAUAUUGGAAAACAACAUAGUGUAGUGUCAGAAAGUCAAAAACUAGACAAAUUUCAGUUCAAAGUUGUUCCUCAAGAUGAAGGUACUUCAGACUUCAAGAAACCACAGAAUUCUAUAUUUGGAACUAUUGCAAACUCUUCUUCUUCUGGCUCAUUUGGUAGCUUUGUUUUUGGUGGACAAACAUCAUCACCCAAGUUUUCUUUGACUUCUGACCAGAAAUCAGAUUCCAGAUUUGUCUUUGGUUCGACUCCUUCAAAAUCCAGUUACAUGUUUGGCUCCUCCUCUGCAGGUAUGGCUUUUGGAAGUACUAAACCACUUUUUGUUCUAGGCAGUGAUGAUGAUGCAACUUCAAGGCUAUCAACCCCAGUUUCAGAAACAGAUGUAGAAGAUUCACAUGGACAUCCAACUAGUGAACUCAAAAUGUCACUUACUAAAGAUAAUACCCAAGAAAUGGCUGUAACGUCUGACCUUACAGCAAUUACAAGUGUCAGCUCUUUGUCUUCAACUCCUGCUGCACCCAUUUUCACAUUUGGAACCCCUACCAGUGGGCAAGAUGAUACAGUACAGUUCAGGUUUGGAAGCCCUCAAAAGCAUGAGUUUACUUUCAGUGGAAUCAGACCAAGAAGUCCUUCUAAAACCCCAAAUUCUCCUGGAACUCCAACAGAUAUAGCAAGUAGAGGAGCUGAAGAAGAGGAAGAAGUAGAACCAUCAGAAGCAGACAAUGUUUAUUUCCACCCUGUCAUUCCUUUGCCGCCAAAAGUUGAGGUUAAAACUGGAGAGGAAGGAGAAGAGGUUUUGUACUCUCAACGUGCCAAAUUAUAUAUGUUUGUUCAAGGAGAAUGGAAAGAACGAGGCAUUGGAGAUGUGAAACUUUUGCUCAACUCUUCCACUAAUCAGAUUCGUCUUUUGAUGCGUAGAGAUCAGGUUUUAAAGGUGUGCCUCAACCACAAUGUUACAUCUGAUAUCAAGUUCAAUAAGAAAGAUGAUCGGUCAUGGACAUGGGGAGCAACAGACUUCUCAGAAGGUGAACCUAAUCCAGCACGCUUUGCCAUACGUUUUAAAUCAGAAGCAGUUUCUCAGCAAUUUAAGGCAGCUGUAGAUGAUGCUCAGAAACAACUGUCCAAUGGCCAGGUGAAGAGCAAACAACAUUCUACACCUCCAGACACACUCACAGAGAAACCCGUCUCUACACCCUCCCCAUUGUCUACAUUCUCUUUCCGACUUGAUAAACAAACUACACCAUCUACUAAAGGAUUUUCUUUGGCGGAUAAGUUUGGUAUCCCUCCAUCUAGCACUUCAAGAAACCUGUUUGGAAAUGUUUUGCCAAAAGCACCAGACAGGGAUGACCAAAGUGAUGAUGGCAUAAUUAUUUUAAAAGCAAAACAAGCAAGUGAUGAAAAAAGAGCAAGAGCUCAACAACUGAAAUUGCCUCCUAAUUUUUACCUCUAUGAAGAAAAGUCACCGUGUCCAGGUUGUCGUGGAUGUGACAAAGAAGAAGAAUUUGAACAAAUUAAGGAAGAGCCUGUGCUAAUAACAUAUGAAAAGAAACCUACAAAGGAUCAAAUUCAACUAGCAGAGAAAUUGAAACUACCUCCAACAUUUUUUAUGUAUGAAGACAAGCCACCCUGCCCAGGAUGUAGAGGGUGUAUUGAUAAUGAAAAUCAAGAGGAAACUGAUACAGUUCAGUCUGAUGUAAAGUCAAGAGCAGUUACUAGUAAAUCCCCAAUCACCUCCUCUGUUAUUAGUGAUAAUGAGCAAGCCUUAACUGUAUUUUCUUCUGAAAGAAAAGACGAAAAAAUACAAGAGACUUCAGAAGCAGCUACGUCAUCUAGCCAGACAAAAAGUACUUUCUUAAGCACUGAUUCAUCUGUUUUUGGUGCUAACUUGGUUACAUCUAACUUCUCAUUUGAAGCCUUAGCAGCACAAUCUUCUACAUCUAACAGUGCUGCUGGAUCUGCUCUAAAAACUAAAGGAGAUAACUGUUUUGCAUUUACUGGAGCUGGGAAACCAUUGUUUGUUGAUGUAAAAAAUCAGGAUUUUGCAGCUGGAAGUGAACAAAGUGAUACACAGGUUGUGCCAAGUCAAGAAAUCCAUUUUGAGCCUGUGAUCCCACUUCCUGAAUUAGUGGAAACCAAAACUGGGGAAGAAGAAGAGUUGCCAGUGUUCUGCCACCGAGCUAAGCUUUACAGAUUUGACAAAAAUGUCCAGCAGUGGAAGGAGAGGGGUGUGGGAGAUUUCAAAAUACUUAAACACAAAAAUCAGUGUCGAUUCAGACUUAUCUUACGUCGACAGCAGGUCCACAAAAUAGCCUGUAAUCACUAUAUUACUGCUGAUAUGAAGUUGAAACCCAUGCCCACUACUGAAAAUGCAGUUUGCUGGACAGCUGUAGAUUUUGCAGAAGAACAGUCAGUGUCAGAACUUUUAGCUGUUCGAUUUAAGACAAAAGAGUUAGUAGAAGAGUUCAAGGAGAAGUUUGAAGAAUGUAGAAAAGCUGUUGAAAUGAAAACAGGUGAUACAAAAGAGUCUCUACCAGAAUCAGGUCAUCAGUCAGAACAAAUUACUUCUACAAAAACAAAUAAAGAAGCACUUGAGGAUACCUCAAAAUGUGAAACCAUCAUUUUAAAGAAGUUGGUUGGAAAGAUCAACAAUAAUGCUGAAGGUGAAACGGAAGGAAAUAUCAUCUCAGAAAAAACAGGCAAGCAAAUGGCAGUCCAGGCAGAAAAUUGGGAAAAAAUUCCACCCAAGGAUCUAAAUGAGCCUGUGCUAAUAACAUAUGAAAAGAAACCUACAAAGGAUCAAAUUCAACUAGCAGAGAAAUUGAAACUACCUCCAACUUUUUUUAUGUAUGAAGACAAGCCACCCUGCCCAGGAUGUAGAGGGUGUAUUGAUAAUGAAAGUCUAGGGGAAGCUGGUGCACUUCAGUGUGCUAUAAAGUCAAGUGCAGUUACUACUGAAUCUUCUAUCACCUCUUCUAGUAUUAGUGAUGUAAAACUAGACUUAACAGUUUCUUCUGAAAGUAAAGGUGAAUGUAUAACAGACACUUCAAGAGCAGCUACAUCACCUUGCCAGACGAUAAGUACUUCCUUAAGCACUGAUUCAUCUGUUUUUGGUGCUAAUUUGGAUACAUCUAACUUCUCAUUUGAAGCCUUAGCAGCACGGUCUUCUACAUUUAACAGUACUGCUGGAUCAUCUCCCAUGAAAAGUAAAGAAAACUCUUUUGUGUUUGCUGGAGCUGGGAAACCACUUUUUGGUGGUGUAAAAUGUCAGGAUCCUGUAGCUGGGAGUGAACAAGAUGAUACACAGGUUGUGCCAAGUCAAGAAAUUCAUUUUGAGCCUGUGAUCCCACUUCCUGAAUUAGUGGAAACCAAAACUGGGGAAGAAGAAGAGUUGCCAGUGUUCUGCCACCGAGCUAAGCUUUACAGAUUUGACAAAAAUGUCCAGCAGUGGAAGGAGAGGGGUGUGGGAGAUUUCAAAAUACUUAAACACAAAAAUCAGUGUCGAUUUCGACUUCUCUUACGUCGACAACAGGUCCACAAAAUAGCCUGUAAUCACUAUAUUACUGCUGAUAUGAAGUUGAAACCCAUGCCCACUACUGAAAAUGCAGUUUGCUGGACAGCUGUAGAUUUUGCAGAAGAACAACCAGUGUCAGAAUUUUUAGCUGUUCGAUUUAAGACAAAAGAGUUAGUAGAAGAGUUCAAGGAAAAGUUUGAAGAAUGUAGAAAAGCUGUUGAAAUAAAAGCAAGUGAUAAAGAAGAGUCUGUGUCAGAAUCUGUUCAUCAGUCAGACCAAAGUACUACAAAUACAAACAAAGAAACACUUGAGGAUUCAUCAUCAAAAUGUGAAACCAUAGAUCUUAAGGAGCUCAUUGAAGGAAAUAAUGAUGGGGAAGAAGAAGAAGAAGAAGAUGUCAUGUUUGAGAAGAGAAUCAGCUUCUUCAUUUUUGAUCAAGAAAUCAAUAAUUAUAAGUUUUUGGGUGUGGGUCCACUGAGAGUUCUCUAUGAUGAUUCUGUGUUUGGAGCAAGAGUACAGAUGCAUAGUGACCAAGGAGAUUUACUGUGUGACCAUAUCAUAGCUGCACAGACAACCCUGCAAUCUCAACAAAGAGAAGCUCAUUGGGUUGCUGUGAAUACAAGUGUGGAUCCUGCUAUUGAACAACAGUAUAAAGCUGUCUUUAGUUCUUCAAAUUCACUUCAAGAUUUUUGUACUGUUUUUCAGGAGGGCAAGCAAAUGGCAGCCCAGGCAGAAAUUUCAGAAAAUUGUGAGGAAAUUUCACCUGAGAAUCUCAAUGAUCAAGUUUAUCAGUUAGAACCAAGCAUUCCUAUUGUACCAGGUAAAGAAUCAACUUCACAAUAUGACAGUGUUACUUGUGAGGAUGUCCAGAAUCUUGCUGAAGGGAACAAUUAUGGUGGUGAAGAAGAAGAAGAAGAUGACAUCAUGUUUGAAGAAAGCAUUAGCUUCUCAGUCUAUGAUCAGGAGACCAGAGAUUUUAAGUUGUUAGGUGUUGGUCCACUUCGAGUCCUUUAUGAUGAUUCUGUCUUUGGAGCGAGGGUACAGAUGCAUAGUGACCAAGGAGAUUUAUUGUGUGACCACAUCAUAGCUGUACAGACAUGUCUGCGGUCUGAACAAACAAAAGCUUUUUGGGCUGCCAUAGACAUGAGUAUGGAUCCUCCUAUAAAACGACAGUACAGAGCAGUUUUUAGUUCUCUUAAUUCCCUUCAAGAUUUUUGUACUGUUUUUGAGGAGGGGAAGCAACUGGCAGUGCAGGCAGAAAUUUUAGAAAAAGAUGAGGGAACUUUAACUAGUAACUUACAAGGUGAAACAGGUAGCUCAGAAGUCCAGCCAAAAGAAAAAGAAACAUAGAAUAAACAACAAAUUUUUUCGACCAAUUUCCAGAUUCUUAUAAACUGAUACUGUGAUACAGGACCAUUCAGAGAUGAUGAUAAUGAAUAAAUAAAGCAGUUUAAUUGUUUCAAAGUUGAACUCUUAACAAAUUAUGCACUUGAAAUUGUAAAGUAUACUUUGAUCAAGUUGAAACUACUAGUGUCCUCUUUUAUUUUUAAUUGGUUGCAAAUUGUAUUGCAGAUUUACUUUGUAACAGAAUAGGAAUUUUUGGCAUGAAUAAAGUUUAGUCAUUUAUUGAUA
Messenger RNA from Limulus polyphemus (Atlantic horseshoe crab), 11107 nucleotides. Its product is annotated as E3 SUMO-protein ligase RanBP2-like. The record is from RefSeq and is a predicted model, not a curated record. Gene Ontology annotation, cellular component: nuclear pore; cytoplasm. Bases 122 to 10825 code for a protein of 3567 amino acids. Gene Ontology annotation, molecular function: protein binding; GTPase activator activity. The transcript is spliced from 46 exons. Lineage: Eukaryota; Metazoa; Arthropoda; Merostomata; Xiphosura; Limulidae. Gene Ontology annotation, biological process: nucleocytoplasmic transport.